AUGCGUAAGCGCGGCGGAUCCAUCUCAGCCGCAACCCCGCAGCUGCAGAAUCAACCUCAAAUUUCGAGGCAGGCCUAUGAAAUGGAACCUGAUUCUGAUUUUCUCGGUUCCUUUCAAUCCAGACUUCAGCAGCUUCAAGAUACACUCGAUACUCCCAUGUCAAGAUGGACUCGUGAAGCACAUCUGCGUCAAGAGAUUGCUGGCAACUAUGAACCCCUCAGUCGACCUAGUUCCUCAAUUGAAGAGGGCAACGCUUUUCAAGACACAUCACCAAUCAAUGAGCCAACUUUCGACAAACAAGCGGGCAGUCCAGAAAUAUCAGUUGGGAACCACAAGCACCCCGUGAUAACAACGACAACAGCCCCAGCUGCGGGCACCUCUACCACAAAUAUUUCGUCUGUCGUGGUUGAAUGUCUCAAAGAUCUAACUCGGCUUGUUUCCGAAGACUUGUCAUCAUUUGCAUCUGAAGUUCCGCCAGCGCUGUGGAAAGACGAGCUGGGUCGUUUGCGGGUUUGGGCUGCCAAUAUUGGGGCUCACCAGACCGGUCAAUCGUCGCUAGAUCAUCGAUUACGGGAUGCAUCCCACAUUAAAGAGCAGACACUUCGUGUCCUUCAGCGGCUGCAACGAACCACCCAAGAUAUCAAUGAUAUUUUGCAUUACUCAUCCGGAGAUGACGAUUUCUCGGAUCUAAGCGGGGAUGAAGAUGAUGACGAGCAUCAAACAGAAAUGCAGUCUAUUUAUCAUGCUCUGCGAGAUACUAUCAACAACCUGUUCCAAAUGUCAAUGCUCAUCCGGCAACCAGCUCAACACGAUCGGCUUCUUGGCACCAAAAGAUCUGAUGCAGUCUGUUAUGAGCAAUUUGAUCAGCGACAUGUCUCAGACAAAUAUCCCAAAGCAGAGGAGAAUAUCUCGAAACGUCUUGGGCUGGCAAUUUCCCAACGUCGAGCCGUUAUGCAGUAUCGUGAACGUCAUCGCACCAAGCUCGGCCAGGGUCUCAAUCAGGUUAUCGAAGAUCAAACAGACGGGCAAUCAGCCAGACUAUCAGACACAGUUGCAACUGAGUUUAUAGAAGUUCCACCAGCGGCAAAGGACAACUUAGAAUUGUUAACUGUCGCCUCACAAACAUCUUAUGCUCAAACCAUAUUGAACGGGGCAGAAGGGGCAGUUCUCCCAUCUCCUCCGAAAGACUCGGCUGAUGGAGCUCCAUUUGAAUGUCCCUAUUGUUUCGUGAUCAUCACCAUCGCAAACCGGAGGGCCUGGGCUCGUCAUGUGUUUAAUGACUUGAUGCCAUAUAUGUGUGUCUUCUCUAGCUGUCCCACGCCCCAUCGAUUGUAUGAAAGUCGCCGGGAAUGGUUUUCUCAUUUGCAGAAUCAGCAUUCCAUAUCUGAAACCCCAAAUGUACAUGUGGACUGUCCACUCUGUCUAUCUUCGCUUCCAUCUGGGAAGCAGUUUGAAAGACACGUAGGCCGGCAUCUGGAAGAGCUGGCGCUCUUUGCGUUGCCGCGAUCCGAAGACGACGAUGAAACUGCAAUUUCUUCUGAUGAAGAUUCUGAUAAGUCACACGAUCCGGUCGAUGAGGGGCGAUGUCCCCAAUGUGAUCGAGUCUUCAAAGAUCUACGAGCUCACGCCAUGACGCACAACACUGAGCGUCCAGAAAAGUGCCCGAUUGUAACGUGCGAGUACCACACCAAGGGGUUCACUCGCAAAUACGAUAAAUAUCGCCACACACUGGUCCACUACAAGGGCGUCAUGGUGUGCCACUUUUGUCCAGGCGCUGGGACACCAAAAGAAAAGAGCUUCAGUCGUGUUGAUAUGUUCAAACGCCACCUUGUCGCUGUCCACGGAGCGAAGCUGAUGCCACCAAACCAACGUCAUCAAAGGCCGAUUUCCUCCAUCGAGGGAGGUAUGAACCACACCAGGGAUUCCACUGGAAAUUGCUCUGUCUGCAGCAAAACCUUCAGGGACGCCCAGGACGUGUUCGAUCAUAUUGACAACUGUGUAAUGCUCAAGGUGAUGCAAGGAUCCUCCGAUCCCGUCAACAACAUGCGCCUCCCUGAGGUGAACGAUGAUGAAGAAACGGUUGAUGGUCGCCACCACUCUAGCAGUUCUAAUCGCAGCCAAAAUGAGGAGAAGCCUUACCCGCGUAAAGGGAAGACGCGUGUCCCUCGUCACCUUGCUCAUAUUCCCACCAUAAUCGAUCUAGGGUAUCCGUUCAAGGAAAAGGAGGAUGUUAUCGUCAUUCAAAGGACGUUAUCAAAGGCCCAGAUCGACGAAGUGCUGAGCCUAAGCCGCAAGUCUAAGCAGCCUUCGCCUGUGGGAGACUCCCAGUCUACUAAGGAGAACGAAUUGCCUGACAAUAUCAGUACUGAGAUGCCUGAGUCCUCAGGAAGAGGCCGUGAAUGGUAUCGAUGUUGGCUAUGUGAUUCUAAAAGGCUUCCAAAUUUUGGUACAUUCAAGAGACAUUUGGCUGGGCAUGAUAUACGCGACUGCGAGUGGCGUUGUACUGAGCCGCACUGCUCUACAAUCCUCGACCUGCCAGAUAAGAUGUAUGACCAUCUUCGCAAACACAAGAGAUCCGAUCUGCUCCCAGCGGAUAUAGAGGCAACCCGAGUGAGAUGUGCCCCUCCAACCAUCUGUCCCUUUUGCUCGGAUGAGACACAUUCAUGGAGUAUUUAUUUCGACCACAUCAAGUCCCACUGUGUCAUUGAGGCCGGAAACUAG
This is a messenger RNA of Penicillium verrucosum, 2721 nucleotides long. Its product is annotated as Zinc finger C2H2. Bases 1 to 2721 code for a protein of 906 amino acids. The transcript has 4 exons. The record is from RefSeq and is a predicted model, not a curated record. Lineage: Eukaryota; Fungi; Ascomycota; Eurotiomycetes; Eurotiales; Aspergillaceae.